AUGUUUGGCGCAUUGAAUCGCUUUAUUGGCCGGUUGGAUGGGGAGCCGGACCAACAGCCUCGAAAUGGGCCCAGCGACAACGCCUUUGGGUUUCAGGUCCUCCGCAACAAGGACCCUGAGCUGCCGCUGGAGCCGUGGUUCGACUUUAUCGUGGGAAUUAAUGGCCAUAUGAUUGAAGACCCAGACCCCAAUCUCUUCGUGACAGAAGUCCGCAAUUGCGCCGGGUCAAGCCUGACCCUCGAAAUAUGGAGCGCAAAGGGCCAAAGAACCCAUACAGUUGCCGUUCCUGUACCGGCAGGAAGUACGUCGCUCGGCCUUGCGCUGCAGUUGGCACCCCUCACCUCCACUCAGCAUAUCUGGCACGUCCUGUCGAUUCCCUCCCCGCUGAGCCCGGCAUAUCGUGCGGGCCUGCUUCCUCACUCAGAUUAUAUCAUCGGCACUCCGAGCGGGACGUUACGCGGGGAAUCGGCACUCGGGGAAUUGGUAGAGGACCAUUUGGACCGGACUUUGGUACUUUGGGUCUACAACAGCGAGUUCGAUGUAGUGCGUGAGGUGGAACUUAUCCCGACGAGAGGAUGGGGCGGCGCGGGUGCAGUCGGCGCCGAAUUGGGAUACGGUGCGCUGCACCGGCUACCUGUUGGCCUUGGAGAGGAAGUGGAAGGACCUGGCGAGGUUGUCUUUGAAACCCGCGAUGACGGGACAUAUGCGCCGGCCGGGGCGCCUACAACUGCUGUUCCAUAUAUGGGAGCGCCGUCAGGGAACUUUUUGGUCCCUGCCAACAUGGCAUCGCCGCCACCUCUUGCUCCUCCACAGACAGGGAUUUCCCCGUCCCCAGAGGGUAAAUCACCAGCGGGCCGUCGUGGAGGGAAACCUCGGAAUGCUGGCGUCUCGCCUCACCGAGCCUUUGACGAAUACUUUGCUGAGGGCGAGCAGAAGAGUCGAGAGCAGGACUAUGCUCCCUCGCGGAAGGGCACUCCUUUGCCCCCGCCGCCCAAACUGGGGGUUUCACCAUCCGAUGAGGGGAGUCCGGGACCUGCAACCGAAGCAACAGAGGGGGCGACAGCCCAAGGAUGA
Messenger RNA from Penicillium alfredii, 1074 nucleotides. RefSeq lists its product as uncharacterized. Gene Ontology annotation, cellular component: Golgi apparatus. The record is from RefSeq and is a predicted model, not a curated record. Gene Ontology annotation, molecular function: protein binding. NCBI's taxonomy places the organism in Eukaryota, Fungi, Ascomycota, Eurotiomycetes, Eurotiales, Aspergillaceae. The coding region runs from base 1 to 1074 and encodes 357 amino acids. The transcript is spliced from 3 exons. Gene Ontology annotation, biological process: Golgi organization.